AAAAGCUCUCUCCAAAGACGUUUUUAAUUGGUUUGAAUGAGAGGAGUUGUAUAAAUUGCUCAAGGUAAUUUAGCAAGAAAGAGAAGAGAAGCAGCAAGGUGCACAUGCAGAUUGCAGAGCCAAGAGACACUACACUUGGAUAAACCUCACUCACUCAACCAGCCAUUCCCUCUUCAUUCACCCACACACAAGAUAAACAACAACACAAACACAACGUUCCCUUUUUCUCUCUAUCAUCAUUCUUCACACAAAUCAUCUUCUUCUAACAACAAAACAAAAAAACCUCUUCACACUUUUCUCUUUUUUGUCUCUCUGUCAUGGAGAGAUACACGCUACCGUUACCAUCACAACAAGUUCACAACACUCUCACUAUACCUUGGACUGAACCUCAACAACAAGAAUCACCUUCUUCAUGGUCCACACCUAACUCCGAACCUAAACACAACCACGAACAAGACAUUGCAAUAGCUAUUGCCAUGGCUGGUUCUUCUCUCCCUUUCUUCAAACCCGAACCACAACCCGAACCUGAUAACAACUUCUACAACAACAACAACGUUGUUAAUGUUAAUAAUGUUAUUCCCUUACCAGACAAUUUUCUCAUGCACCAAAACACAAACACCAUAGAUUCAAUUUCAAAUCCACACUCUUUCUUUCACAACAAUAACAACUACUUCUUCAACAACAAUAAUACCAAUAACCCAUUUGAAAUGGGCUUUGAAAAUGGAUUCUUUAUGGGUAACAACAACACUUCAACUUCCCCUGUUUUCAUGGGUGGGUCCCUUUCAGCUUCUGAGUUUCCUCCGAGUCUUGAACUCGAUGCUGCUCCAGUACCACCUUUUAGUGCUUCGUUUUCUAUGCCUCUUGAGCUAGCUCAACCUCAACCGCAACAACAUCAUCAUCAACAGCAACAGCAACAACCAACGACGCUGUUUCAGAAGCGUCGUGGGGCGUUGGAGAUUCCGAGGUUGGAGACUGUGGGGAACAAGAAGAAGAGGAAGGUGGAGAAGAGCUGGGAAGAAGAAGGAAGUGGUGGUGGUGGUGGUGAUGAUGUGGAUGAUUUUUCUGAGUUGAAUUAUGAUUCUGAUGAGAAUGGGAAUGAUUUGAAUAAUUCAAAUGGGACUGUUGUUACUGGUGGAGAUCAGAAGGGAAAGAAGAAGAAGGGGCUUCCAGCGAAGAAUUUGAUGGCUGAGAGGCGCAGGAGGAAGAAACUCAAUGAUAGAUUGUACAUGCUUAGGUCUGUUGUGCCUAAGAUUAGCAAGAUGGAUAGGGCUUCAAUACUCGGAGAUGCAGUUGACUACUUGAAGGAGCUGCUGCAGCGGAUUAAUAAUCUUCAUAAUGAACUGGAAUCAACUCCACCUGGCUCAUUGCUGCAACCUUCUGCAAGUGCAAGCUUUCACCCGUUGACACCCACUCCACCGACUCUUCCCUGUCGAGUCAAAGAGGAUCUAUAUCCUGGUGACUUGCUAAGCCCCAAAAACCAAUCUCCCAAGGUGGAAGUUAGAGUAAGGGAAGGGAGAGCGGUCAACAUUCAUAUGUUUUGUACUCGCAGACCAGGACUUUUGCUGUCUACCAUGAGGGCUUUGGAUAACCUUGGAUUGGAUGUUCAACAGGCUGUUAUCAGUUGUUUCAAUGGCUUUGCAUUAGAUGUGUUCAGAGCCGAGCAGCAAUGCAGAGAAGGCCAGGACGUCCUCCCCGAGCAAAUUAAAGCCGUGCUUUUGGAUUCAGCUGGCUACCAUGGUUUGAAUUGAAUGAAGCUCCAGAUAAAAUGCUACCCUUAUAGAGGUACUAACCGUAGCUGCUGUAGCUUGCUGUUUGUAGAUGCAUUGCUUCUUGUUCCUGUUAGUAAAGGUCUGUGUCUCCAGGUCAAGAUCAGAUAGAAUAGCUUAAUCCGUAGGGUGGAGGAGAUAGGUCUUAUACUUUUCUCAAUUGUGCUUAUGACAAGAGCAAACUUGUGUUGUUGAAUUUAUGAUUAAGUGGUGGAAUUAAUUGUUUUAUUUA
Medicago truncatula (barrel medic) is the source of this 1998-nucleotide messenger RNA. RefSeq names its product transcription factor SCREAM2. Gene Ontology annotation, cellular component: nucleus. Gene Ontology annotation, biological process: regulation of DNA-templated transcription. The transcript is spliced from 4 exons. Bases 318 to 1748 code for a protein of 476 amino acids. The record is from RefSeq and is a predicted model, not a curated record. Gene Ontology annotation, molecular function: protein dimerization activity; DNA-binding transcription factor activity; sequence-specific DNA binding. Lineage: Eukaryota; Viridiplantae; Streptophyta; Magnoliopsida; Fabales; Fabaceae.